Volvox carteri f. nagariensis is the source of this 876-nucleotide messenger RNA. RefSeq lists its product as uncharacterized. Bases 1 to 876 code for a protein of 291 amino acids. The transcript is spliced from 2 exons. The record is from RefSeq and is a predicted model, not a curated record. Lineage: Eukaryota; Viridiplantae; Chlorophyta; Chlorophyceae; Chlamydomonadales; Volvocaceae.
AUGUCGACGGACCUGUUGGAUGAGCCCAUCACCCGCAAGGAGAGUCUAGUCCCCAACAUCACGGAAGAGGACCUAGACGAUGUCAUCCCCUCCUCAUACACCACCACUCAAACCGUUCGCAAGGCCCAACAGCGAAAAGCUGCUGUGUCGGCGGGGCCCCCAGUCAACGACCUGCAAUACCUCACCGCCCAGCUCUUCGUGCUGCUAGUCAAUCACGUCAUGCGGCGACUGGGUGAUACUGCUGCUACUGCGGAUUAUUUCGGCGCCGAAACGCCGGGAGGUGAAGCAGCAGCUGCAGCUGCAAUAGGGCCGGCGGCUGCCGAGGAGGUGGAGGCGGAGUGGGAUGCGAUUGGGGAAGCGGACCGACGCGACUUCACGGACGCGGUGCGACCCGUGGUUCAGGCACUGGCGUCGCAUCAGAGCCGACUGGGGAGGUCCCUGACGGGCGGGGAAAUCCUGCGAGUGCUCCAGGACAUUAAAGUCGACCCGCAGGCUGCGGAGCGUGGAGCGGCAGUGGCGGCGGUAGCCUGGACGAAAGCGGAGGUGGAAGCGGGGCCGUGGGCAGGGAUGGGCGAGGAUGAGCCGAAACCCGAUGCCUGCAAAACGGGGACCCUGAACGGCAGCGUGGGAAAGGGGGGCCCGGGGAGUAAGAAGAAGAAGGGGAACAAGGAGGAAAGGCGGCUGCAUCUGCAGGGGGGUCCAAGGGAUGAGGGGAUGGCAGGGGAGGGAACCGAGGCUGCUGGUGACGGGUCGCAGCGGUGUGAGCUUAUAUCCUUGUUGGACCUGUUGACCAGGGCACCGCAUGAGGGGCGCGCAGGGGCUCCAGCAUCGCCACUUGACCCUUCGAAGGGCGGGGCGCUCAUGUUGCAUUUUUAG